Polypterus senegalus (gray bichir) is the source of this 1001-nucleotide messenger RNA. RefSeq names its product small integral membrane protein 1 (gene smim1). The transcript is spliced from 4 exons. The coding region runs from base 232 to 552 and encodes 106 amino acids. Lineage: Eukaryota; Metazoa; Chordata; Cladistia; Polypteriformes; Polypteridae. The record is from RefSeq and is a predicted model, not a curated record.
AGUAAAUAAAAGUAAAAGGUGAUUUUGAUCACUUAAUGUAACACAGAGCACAAAGCUGCAGAGGAGAAAAGUAAAAUUCCCAACUGUCUGUGCAAAGUCCUUCAGCUUUUUCUGCCCCUCCACCUCCACCUCCACCUCCUCCUCCUUGCAUUCCUUGAAUGACCAAGGAUCACUCUUUAGUCAGACUGGCCCUCCUGAGUGAUAUGCAAGAAUGAACCUUGAGCUCCUCACAUGCUGGGCUGCUCAGCGAGGUGGCAGCUGCAAACCCGUCACUCUCUUAGACCCUUAACCUACGUCAAUACUCAGAACACAGAACCGAAAAUGGCAGCACUGGGGACAGACGUUCAGUACGUGCCGAGUAAUGAUACCCGAAACGAUCAGGUCAGCUUUGGCACCAUUUCAAGUGAGCCCUCAAGGAUGAUGGGAUAUUACAACACAGUGUGCACGGGAACACUGGGCCUGGGCUUAAAGGCUGUUGGACUUAUUGUUGCUAUCAUUUUCAUUUUCAUCAUUGGAUAUAUCACAGGAUAUUAUGUACACAAGUGUCCAUAGAAAUUUAUGAACUUGCUCAGAUAAUGAACCUGGUCCGGCUUCACUGGCUUCCUCUCCCAAACUGAAUUGUUUUCAAAACCCUGCUACUGGAUUGCAACUCUCUAGCAGAUCUCUCAUCUCCACCUACUUGUGUAAACUUUCCAGACUCCUGACAUCUUUGGAGUCUCCUUCACCUUUAUAGCUUGCUGACUGUGAAGGUCUCUGCCCAAGUAUUUGAGUGUGACUCUAUAGGCCACAACAAUCAUGUCUCACCUCGAAGCCUUCUUUCACUCUUGCAUUUAAUUCUGGACAAACUGAACCCAUCGCUUUUCCAACAAACUGCCCAUUUAAUUAACUACACUGUACAUUUAGCAUACUUAUUUUCAUUCUUAUAUAUUCAUUAUAUACUUAUCUGUUAUCCUGUUUUGCUUACUUAGUGAAGUACCUUGUAAUGUGAUAGGCACUGUAUA